Molecule: messenger RNA, 5654 nt
Organism: Centropristis striata (black sea bass)
Lineage: Eukaryota; Metazoa; Chordata; Actinopteri; Perciformes; Serranidae
Gene: mctp2a
Product: multiple C2 domains, transmembrane 2a
Exons: 22
Coding region: 1724-4861 (1045 amino acids)
Biological process (GO): regulation of neurotransmitter secretion
Cellular component (GO): synaptic vesicle membrane
Molecular function (GO): calcium ion binding
Source: RefSeq, a predicted model, not a curated record
GGGCGACAGGCCACCUGCCAUAGGGGCUUGCCCUGUUCAGAUCCCCAGCCCUGCCUUUCAACUGGGAGCCAAGUUGGGGUUCUUUCAUGUGGUUCUGAUCUCCUUAAGACGUCAGCAAAUAUUGAACAAGACUGAGUCCAGACUCAAACACAUCUGUUGUCAUAUAGUCUCCACUGUUAGGCACAGACAAGCAGCGAGAGAGUGAACACCAGUGGGUCUGUUGCAUUAGCUUGGAUGUGUGGACAGAAAGCUAUAGUUUAUACUUUGCAAACACAAAUGCUCACUUUUGACGAGCUUAGGCUAAACCAUGUUCCACUGUAAACAAAUAUGGGGCUGUGUGAAAGAAAUGGAGUUUGGUAUGACAAGGCAGCCACCGACUGCCAGAUUCGUGCUGAAGAUCAGAGAUGAGAUAAGACGAACAGAUAGCCAACAUUUCAUAUGCCUCAGUCAUGUUGUAGAAUCCAUCAGCAGUAUUUUGGGACCGUUUUGGACAGAUAAGAAGGACAGUUGUAUUGUAGAAUUAGGAUAGAUUAUGGAAUUAAGUAUUUUUCUCAAAUACUUGGAGCUAUAAGAGAACGCAUAUUAGAGGAAAUGUUAUGCAUGCAAGUCUUAAAACAGACAAAUAGCAUCACAAAUGCAAAUAAUUAUUCAAACCAACAACAAACAGACGGACUGGCAGUCCAUAAACAGGCUGUUAAACUUGCUGUACUAUGAGCUGAACUGUUUUAUCAUAGUCUCUAUGCUUCAGGGCACAUUUUAUCUCCUGUAACUCUGUAUUAUAUACUCAUUAUUUGCCACCAGAUUUUUUUUUUCUGACCCUGAAUGACUGAAGUAAUACUGUAUGUCCAUCCAUCACAGAAAACUUGGGUAGGACUCAAUGCUUGACUGAAGCAUUCUCACAGUCGUUGAAACUCACCUUGUGUGACUGGUAAAGCUAGUUUCACCCAGUUUAGACUCUCCACCAAUCACCUGCCCUAAAAAGUUGUCUUGAAGCAGGAAAGGGCACUAACUGCAUGGGUUGUUGCCUGAAACAUUUCCUCUUUGACAUCAUAGUUAGGAUGGUUGAGCUGCCUCUCUGGAAAAUUACUGGAGAGUGAUUCAGUGUGUGGCUUUGUCAAGCAGUACGGAGGAGAUCGACUGAUCAGGUAAAGUAUCAUGCUUGGUUGUCUAAACUAUAGUAGAAUAAUCAAGGGGGUAAUGCCAUAUGGAAUCAUUUAGGUUAAGUAGUUUAGCUGAUUUAAAAGCAGGUAGGAAUUUGUUGUGUUUUAUUUCAGUAGAUCGAGACAGAAAAUUGGCAGAACAAGGUGGAGUCUGAUGUGACACUAAUUAAAAUGGCAGACAAACAAUAGAGACAGAUGUGAUGUUGUUUGUAUGGUAACAAACUCUCUGAAGCGCUUAAUCUGCCCCUGUGUCACUACAUCUUGACCUUCACCUUAUGUAAGGACACAAUAAUGGUUUCAAUAGAUUCAGUUGUGACUUUAUAAAAUAUUAUUUUUAGCCGAAGUGUAAGACAGGACAUGUAGUGUGGGACACAGUCAGAAAAUGUCUUUAAAUGAUAGUUUGAUUAUUUUCAACAUUUUUUUUGUUUAUUAUGUAUUUAUAAUAUAUUUCCUUGUGCUGACUCUGCUGUAUGGUAGGACACCUUGUUGUAUUGUGUUGGCCCAUACACAUGUGACACAAAGGACACUGAUAUCACCUUUUUUCAGAAAAGGGAUCAUUCAAGAUGGAAGUCAAGAAAAAGAACUUCUUUGAUAACUUCCUUAAAAAAGCAAAGAUUGGCAACCCGAAGAAGCUACCGAAGAAGCCCCUUGCCAAGCAGGGAAGGAACCUGGCCCAUCGGCGCAGUAUUUCUGUACCAGAUCUAAGGUUUGUGCCAGGUGAAGAAUUUCCUACAGAGAGGGCCUUAGAGACUUCUGCCUCCGAUGCCAUCUUUUUCGGUCACUCCCCUGGUCAAAGCGAUACUGAUUCUAUUGCAAGUGGCUCUAUUGCAAGUGGCUCAAUUGAGGCGACCGAUUCAGUCUCAGAAAUUAGGUUCAAAGUUCCCACAGAUCGCACAACUGCUGCUCUGUAUAGAGCAAGUGCACCACCGGGGACCCUUUACGAAGAAACUGAUGAUAUGAUACGGAACAAAGUGAACUUGAGUCAAGAAUGCUUGUAUGCUCAAGUAAAUAAAAGAGCCAAGGGGAAUGUACCUAAAUUUACAUAUGAGCCCAUUCCUGCACCAAGAUCUGUUUUUUACAACGACGCACGUUCACCAAGACCAGACCUCGGAGAGAAGGAUAGUCUCUCUGGUGAAGACAUCCAGGCAGAAAGAGCACCUUCAGCUGAUGUUGCUGCAAUACUGGCCAGAGCAAGCUCAAUGGGUGACCAAAUUAACCCUUACACAGAAAAGAGGCCCCCAUCAUAUGAGUAUAGAAAGUCAUCAUCUGAAAAAGGAACUCCGCCAUCAAGCAGAGCAAAUGCUUCUGCAGAUACGAUGUCUCUGACAUUAGAUACUCUGGGUAUUCCUUUGGAGAGUGCAGAUAGAGUCUCUCUGGACUCUCUCUGUGGUACACCAAAUGAGGAGCAUGUCAACAUGCCGUGCAUAACAGAUUCGGAAGAACUGGACCGGGAACCCUUCUCUCCCUUUUUGAUGAGAGACUACUCCCUGACAGAGGCUCUGCUAGAAGAAGCCCACCCUGAGGAAGAAGCAGCAGAGAUGUCCAGUGAAGCAUUUGAUUUCUUUGACGAAAACAUUCAAGAUCCUCUGGAAAACUCUCAGGUUACAACAGCAGGGCCUGACGUCCAAGUUCCUCUCGUGUGCCAGAAGUACCUCCUAAACAUCAACCUUAAGCAGGGGAGGAACCUGGUCAUCCGAGACAAACGCUCCGGGACCAGUGAUCCUUAUGUAAAAUUCAAACUCGAAGGAAAACAGUUCUAUAAAAGCAAAGUAGUUUAUAAAAGCCUGAAUCCACGGUGGAACGAGUCCUUCUCCCAUCCUCUUCAAGACAGAGAGCAUCCCGUGGAAGUUCGGGUCUACGAUAAAAAUAGGACCACUGAUGACUUCAUGGGUUCCAGCAGCAUUACCCUGAAUAACCUUGAAUUGUACAAAACCUAUGAAUUGGAGCUGCGCCUGGAUGAUCCAAAAAGUAAAGAAGAUGACAUGGGAGUUAUUGUUGUUGACAUCUGCUUAAUGUUUAGAGACGCUACUCUCAAAAGAAGCCCUAGAUGGCCACCAAGGAAGAAUAAGCCGAACCAGGCCUCACCAUCCCCUCGGCCAGCUGAGAUGCAGAAGAAUCAGCAGAAGAGCCAGAUGUGGACUGGGAUGCUCGGUAUCACCUUGGUGGAGGGACAGGACCUGCCGCAACAUGGCCACGGGGACAUUUAUGUCCGCUUUCGCCUUGGUGAUCAGAAGUACAAGAGCAAGAACCUUUGCAUUCAGGCCAAUCCCCAGUGGAGAGAGCAGUUUGACUUCAAUCAGUUUGAAGAUAACCAGGAACCUCUGCAGGUAGAGGUGUACUCCAAGAGAGGGAGGAAGGGUGAGGAAUCAUGGGGGAUGUUUGAGAUUGACCUAUCGAGACUUUCACUUAAUGAGAAGCAGCUCUACACUCAGGUGCUGGACCAAGGAAAGGGCAGGCUUGUGUUAUUGGUCACCCUGAGACCUUGCUGGGGUGUGUCCAUCUCUGACAUGGAAACAGCUACCUUGGAGAAGCCUGAUGAGAGAGAUGCAGUGGUGGAGAAAUUUAGCUUAAAGAACUCGCACAAGUGUGUGGGGGAGGUUGGCUUUCUUCAGGUGAAAGUUGUAAAAGCAAAUGAUCUUCCUGCCACAGACCUCAAUGGAAAAAGCAAUCCUUUUUGCGUUGUUGAGCUUGGUAACAGCAAACUUCAAACUCACACAAUCUACAAGACCCUCAAUCCGGAGUGGAACAAAGCAGUUACAUUCCCAAUAAGGGACAUCCACGAUGUAAUAGAGUUGACUCUCCUUGAUGAAAAUGGAGACAAAGCCCCAAACUUUUUGGGCAAAGUGGCCAUUCCAUUACUGACUGUUCAGAAUGGGCAGCAGAUAUGUCUGUUGUUGAAGAAAGACGACUUGGGAAGUACAUCUAAAGGAACAAUCACACUGGUGCUGGAAGUGAUCUAUAACAAAGUCAGAGCUGGUAUCAAAACCUUCCAACCGCAGGAGACAAAAUUAAUGGAGGAAAACGUGAAGUUCUCCAAAAAGGUUCUUGCCCGGAAUAUAUAUCGGGUUCGAAAAAUCAGCACAGCAGUUCUGUACACGUUACAGUACAUUAAAAGCUGUUUUCAAUGGGAGAGCACGCAACGGAGUCUAAUAGCCUUUCUGAUCUUCCUUGUGACGGUGUGGCACUGGGAACUCUUCAUGCUGCCCCUCUUCCUGCUUCUGCUCAUUGGCUGGCAUUACUUCCAGCUCUCUGCAGGCAAGGCCAGCUCUAACCAGGACCUGGUGAACAUGAGCAUGGGUGAAGACGAAGAGGAAGACGAGAAGGAAUCCGGGAAAAAGGGUUUGAUGGAUAAGAUACAUAUGGUGCAGGAAGUAGUGCUGGUUGUCCAGAACGUUUUGGAGGAAAUUGCAAACAUCGGAGAGCGAAUCAAGAACAUUUUCAACUGGUCUGUUCCUUUCCUGUCGUGCCUGGCCUGCUUGGUGCUGUUUGUGGCAACAGCGCUAUUAUAUUUUAUGCCACUGCGAUAUAUUGUGCUGAUAUGGGGCGUUAACAAAUUUACCAAGAAGCUGCGCAACCCAUAUACUAUUGACAAUAAUGAAAUACUGGAUUUCCUCAAGAGGGUGCCUUCUGAUGUUCAAAAGGUGCAGCACAGCGCGCUGAGAGCGCCCACCAGCCAGAACCAGCCGCGGAAGAAAAGGUAGGCUCCACGGACACGCUAGAUGAAAGGCUGGUCUUCUUUUGAGUACGGUACGACGCAGUCCACCUGACAACAAUGCUCCAGUGCCAGCAGAGCCUGUGACCCCAUGCACCCCACCAUACCACCCUAACUCUGCCCCCUGCUGCUGAGGGGCAGCCAGCCGCUCUCUGGCUUGUGUGUUUGCCACCCCCCUGACAGAGGCUGUGAACUGCAGCAGCUAGGAGGGCAGCACAUGGCGCUGUCAAUCACAAGCCUGGAGGUAAAGAAAAGAGAGCGCUGUAAGGCUCAGCCUUCAUCUUCGGAUAUAAUUUAGAAAAGGAUUGAAAAGCGUCGGGUUUGGCUUACCUUAGAGCUCCUCUGUUUUGCUUUUUCUUUACUUUGCUGAAACUAAGAAAUUUGCCUUCAGGUUAAAUACAAGCUUAACAGUUUAUGGAAAACAAACAAUGGCAAUAUUUUUUCUUCAUCCAUGUGUUAAUAUAAUUGAAGGUCAAAAGGUCAUGUAUAUGGUAAAACAUUUUUUUAAUCAAAAUAAUAUGUGUUGUUGCGCAUUUAAAAUUUUAGCACAGAGUGAAUGUAACUAUUCUUUUUGUGGUAAGGAUUAACUGUAUAUAAUGUAAUGCUGUCAGCUUUCUAAAUAUUAAUUCAGCUACAAAUAUAUAUUUAUAAACUACAUUCUUUUUACAUUACUGUAUAUUAGACUGAUUAAUUUUAGACUUUUAUUUUUACUCUGUAUCUUGUCUGCAUCAUCAAAUGGAAAAUUUGCAAGAAUCCUGAAUAAAGAAUCUUGAUCAGUUUGA